GGGCAGCUUCCCCGGGAACUGCACUACGGUGCUGAGGGCAGCAGCACCGGUUACGUUUCUUCCUGCGCUGCGUGCUGUGCAGCCAAUAACAAUUACUCCGGUGGAGCGGGCCAUUCCCGUGGCCUAGGACUCGUGCCCGGUGUCGCUGGGGAGCGUGCAUCGCCCCACACACCGCCAGCAGUUUAACACUGCUAGCCUGGCAAAAGGUGGCCCCUUUUAUUCCCCUCUUCGCGGGGUGGGGGUGGAGUUGCGUUUGCGGAGGCGGCAACGGCACUUCGCUAGAUACGCGGGCAUCACUCGGAGUCCGUCUUCACAGUCUUUUGGCCAAACAAGCAAGAGGCGGCCACAGAAGACUGCAGCUCGGGAAUUGCCGCGUUUUGUCCCAAACGGAGAAAAGACUGUGGACUGGAGUCCCCGUCCUCCUUCCCAGAGCAACUGUGCAGUGCUGGCUGCCUGGGUGGAAGCCGCGCAGUGGAGCAGAGCCCUUCGCUCUCAGCUGCGGCUGCUUCCUUCGUCUCCUUCCUUCAGCAGCUGGGGCAGGCGACCAGCAGCGGACAGCCUGCGGGGAGCCCGCUCUGAUUGGCCGCGACGUCCGGUUGCCGUUGCUUCGUCGGGCUAAUGUCAGACCGAGCUUUCCCUACCUCAGAAAGGCAGCAGUAGGCGAGCCGGCAGUCCUCCAGAGCGAGCGAACUAGACAAGCGGGACGCCGGUCUGUUGGGUGGCUGCACAGCGCGGGCUUUGGGGGUUGUUUGUUCACCCCUCGCCCGCCAGCAACUUUCCCUAAACAGAGGGGAGAAGAAGAAGAAGAAGAAGGUCAGCCGGCAGCUCCAAGAGAGACUUGGCCUGCCUGGAGUUCGGAAGUGGCUGGUGAAGGCAGCGCGCUCUCGGGAGCGACCCCCUGCAGCCACAGCUGCGCACCGCAACAGAAACGAUGCAGCCAACCACGUAAAGAGGGCAGCUGGACCAUGGUGUGGGCGCCUGGGCUUCUCCCCCUGCGAUGGACCACAUUUCUUCUAUGGACCCUGAACUCCCAGUUUCCCAUGCCCGUUGCCUGUGAUGGAUGAACCUGAUAUUGAUGUGAGGGGAAAUUCAUAAAGAAGGAAAGGAUCGGUCAUGGAAUGCUAGAAAUUAAUACAAAUGUGGAGAAUGUGGAGACUGAAUUUCACACAUGGAUCCAAAAUAACCCAAUCUUCGGCUGCAUGUCUGGUUCUAUAUUUCAACAGGCUUGUGUUCAUAUUCUUCCACGAUGCCUUCUCAUGUCUUCCCCUUUAUAGCUCAACAGAGGGAUUUGGCGUGGCAGAGAAGAUUGCAUUGCUCACCUUUAUCUCUGCAGUUAUACUUAUGGCUAUCCUGGGGAAUCUGCUGGUGAUGGUGGCUGUAUGCAGGGACAGGCAGCUCAGGAAAAUCAAGACCAAUUAUUUCAUAGUCUCUCUUGCCUUUGCUGACUUGCUGGUGUCGGUUUUGGUGAUGCCAUUUGGAGCCAUCGAGCUGGUUCAAGAUAACUGGAUUUAUGGAGAGAUGUUCUGUUUGGUCCGAACAUCUCUGGAUGUUCAGCUCACUACAGCCUCAAUUCUCCACCUCUGCUGUAUCUCACUAGACAGGUAUUAUGCUAUCUGUUGCCAGCCACUGGUUUAUAGGAAUAAGAUGACUCCUCUGCGCAUUGCUCUAAUGCUGGGAGGAUGCUGGGUAAUCCCAACAUUUAUUUCUUUUCUUCCUAUAAUGCAAGAAUGGAAUACAAUUGGCAUCAAAGACUUGAUAGAGCAAAGGCAAUCCAGCAACGUGACCAACUCAACUUACUGCAUAUUUAUGGUCAACAAGCCCUAUGCCAUCACCUGCUCAGUGGUGGCCUUCUACAUUCCAUUUCUGCUAAUGGUGCUAGCCUAUUAUCGGAUAUACAUUACAGCCAGGGAGCAUGCCCACCAAAUACGAAUCCUCCAGCGUGCAGGGGCACCAACAGAAGGGAGACCACACCAUCCAGAUCAACACAGUACACACCGUAUGAAGACUGAGACUAAAGCAGCCAAGACCCUUUGUAUCAUUAUGGGGUGUUUCUGCUUGUGCUGGGCACCCUUCUUUAUCACAAACGUAAUAGACCCUUUCAUAAACUAUAGUGUUCCUAAUCAACUAUGGACUGCUUUUUUGUGGCUGGGAUACAUCAAUUCAGGACUGAAUCCCUUCCUUUAUGCAUUCUUGAACAAGUCUUUCAGACGUGCCUUCCUCAUCAUCCUGUGCUGUGGUGAUGAACGAUACCGAAGGCCUUCCAUCUUGGGACAAACGGUCCCCUGUUCCACCACCACAAUAAAUGGAUCAACGCAUGUGCUAAGGUAUACAGUCUUGCAGAAUGGGCAUCACCAGGAACAUGACAAGCUUCCAAUCCACAAUGAUCCAGAAUCACAAGAGUCUUGCUUCUGACUAAGGUCCCUGAACAUCCUCCACCAUGCAGGACCAUCACAGAUUAUCAUGCACCAGGACGUUAAUGCCAGAUCAGUUUUCCUGCUUCGCCAUAGUACUCCCCUGUACUGAUUUGAUAUGGGUGCAACAGCAAGGGUGUGCUCACCAAGGGUGGGGGUAAAGUGGGCCACAAUUUGCAGAGAGAGGAAAUAUUUUUCUCAUUCAGAAUGAUGCCUGUAUGUCCUAGUCCUUUGAAGGUAAUGAGCAAACAAGUAAGCAACGUGCUAAAGGGUUCCUGUGUUUGCUCCCACUGUUUUUGCAUGUGUGCGCUCAUGCACACAUUCACAUACCUUUAGUUAUGUGGCUACAAUAUGAACCUUCUUCCAGGCUUUGAUGUUUGACUUAAAGUGCUAAUAUCAAACCAUGUUUUUGCUUUUACCAAAAAUAGAAAUGGAGACAGACUUAUUUUUCUCAGCUAUUUUUAAUCAUGAUCUCUCACUCAAGAAAUACAUUCCCCAUUUCCCCUGUGGAAGAAACAGUCUUUCUGUGGGUGUUUUUACCAACCUAUCUCCAGACGAAGACAAGACAAGUAGUCCAAAGAGUUGAAAUGCAGCCCACAGAGGUGAAAUUAACUGUGAUAUGAAGUCCAUAAAAUCUGCAGCUCCCACCAAAUUGAUCAACUGUGAACAACACUGUCAUUAGGCAGCCGUCACAGUUUCUCUCAGUAAGAUACCACCUUCAGAUUCCUCAGGCAUUGUCAAUGCCAUCCUUAUUUGGAUAAACUUUGGGCAGUGCUGCUGUGGUAGAAAAGUUGCUCAAGAGACAGAACCUUGGAAGACAACAAUAGCUCACCAGUAAUAGCUCACCAAGUGCCAUCUUGAUGUGUGUAUAAUUGUGUGCAUCUGAACACCCUUUAUACUUGAAGGGUGCACUUGAAAGGCAACCCUACUUGGGUUCAUUAAUGCUCACUCCAUUUUGCUGCAAGGUGGGGUCAGUGGCUCCAGGGCUGUGUGUGUGUCGUGGACACAACCUCUACUAGGUGUGUUUGGUUCAUCAGAGCUUGCUGGGGGUCAGGUAUCCCAAGUGAAAACAGGAUUGAAGUCACUGGACCAACAAAGGGCAAGCAGUCAGCCAGGUCAGGUUCGGAGGCAGGUGCUGUAAACUAAGGCAGGUAAAAGUCUUGUUCCAGAGGCAGCACUCAGAGUGAAGAAAGAUAGAAAGCAAGAGCUCAGUCUGGCUCGAUUUUCUGCCUGGAGAAGUUCUGUAUCUCAGUGGAGGUAAGUGUACCCCAGGAUUGAGGCUUUAUAAAGCCAGAUUGAGCUGCAUUGGUUCCCAGGUCAUCUGACCUGGUGCUGAAGGCGAUGGUGAUGUUGCUUAAGUGGCAUUUUGGGGUAUUAGGUUUGCCUGUAGGCAUGCUGCCUAUUUAGUCCAGUAGACCUGCUGCUUGGGUACUGUACUGUAGGUAGAGUACUGGGACUGAUUGCUGGAGUACUGGUUGAAAUGUUUGGCACCUCCCAUGGUUUUUCUUUUCUUAUAUUUUCUCAGAGCUUUCAGAUAUUUCCUCCAUGUAAUGGUCCCUUUAAAAAGAUGCCAACCAUGCUUAUAUCAGCUACUUCCUGCAUGCUACUUCCUGCAUACUACCUUCCUUAUUGGCAAUCUCCCCCCAUUCUUUGCAUGUACGUUGACAGGCACUGUUGUAGCUCUAGGGACACUGGGAGUCUGAUUUUCAUGCCAUUGGAAAGGAACAGGUUCAGGCAUGGACCUUUUAUUCUCCUUUGCUGAAGAUCUAACCCAAAGAUGACAAUCCUGCUCUGGAAAACAGAUGGGUAUUUUGUUACAUUGUAUAAUCGUGUACAUAUUUCCCCCCCUAAUCUAUAAAAGAAAACCUGACAUUAUUUAUUCUUGUUUUUAAAGGAAAUGAUUGUUUCCCCCCAUUAAAAGCUUCUAAGUACAGGAGCUAAAACUUAUCAGUUUUUAUGUUAUUAUUGUUUUGUUGCUAUGUGACAGCGAUUCAGUGUAAAAAGAAAUCUUUAUGACACAGUAAAUGCAGUUCACAGACCAUUUCAUUGGCCUACUCUAGUUCAAAGGUCUGGUGAGUUACAAUUGAAGUAUGAAGGCUGUGAGAAUGAUUCUACAACCUUUCAUGCUGGUGCUGCUGUGCUGACCCUUGGGAUAUGUGGAGGUUUUAAUUUUUAAAGAUCUUGAGUGCUAUUUUUAAUGCACUCAAUCCCUGCAAUCCAGAUGCACAAGGAACCUCACACUGCUGACCAGGGCCCACCUAGUCUGUGCGGUCCAUAGAGUGUAUGAGCCUUAGUUUUGUUGACCUGCACCAUAUGUAAGAUGACAAAAAAAUCAGUUUCUCUCACUAGUGUGUCAAAUUGUCCCUGACUUGUUUGAAAUCUUCUGCCUACAGUACCUUUUAGAAUUUCUCCCAGUCACAUGGAAGCUGUUUAUCUGUGAGCAACUUAUGUAUGGCUGGAGAACAUGUAAAUGACCCAGCCACUUGAGCGGGGCCAAUCCCAGGGGUCUUUUUCAGAGGAUCCUAUGGGGGUUUGGGGGGAAAGGUUAAAAUCUUAUUUAAAAUCGCCUGCUUGCCCCUUUCUUUAGUGGGUUGGGUGGUAGGUAGUACCCAUCAUGCCCUACCACCCGACCCACUUUGGUGUCCCUAGGAGCUACUCAAAUAGGGUGUUUCGAGUUCCCAGUUGUUCCCGGUGGCCUGGAACAAGUCACACUCACAGAAUGCAAUGCAUUUUGCAACCCUGACUUGAAAAGCACUGCAGAUAAGUCUACACAGUAAAAGGAAUCUGUCCCUCCCAACACAGAACACACAUUUCAAAGACAGUCCAAAAAUGGGCCCAGAAGUAUCACUGACCCAGAACCCAUACUCAUUGGCACAAGUUGCUCUCUCACACACAGUUAUAACUACUUAUGCUACUUCCUAGCAUUGCAACAGGUGCCACAGUAGCACCCUUACUUAGCAGCAAGCUAGCCAUAAGCUCAACUACAGCAACUUCAGCCACAUUUUGACUAAGUACAUCUUGCAAUGCAGAUUACAGCGCAGAUCAGAUCAGUGAGUGAAGCACAGGCUAGUCUCAAGACCAGACAUGGAGCUCAUCACAGCAGUCACCAGAAAAUAUUACUGUUGCACAUUCCCAGAGAAAGCUGCUGCUUUCCAUUUCUUGCCACAACUCUCUCACACAAAUAAAACAAGCUACAACUCAGUGAAAACAGGCACCCAUGUUCUGCCUUUGUCAAUCUGAGAUCCAGCAAAACCAGUUAGUUAUAGCAGCAAUAGCACAGCAUAUUAUACUCAUUGCUGAGAAAACAAAACACACACACAACAAAAUCCACCUUCUUUUCUCCUGUCCUGAUAUAUUCUCUUCUUCAAGAGAGGUGCAGUAUAAGGGUUCUCUCUGCCUCCCAGUCUCUUUGAAUACAUUUUGAAUUUGAAAUUCCCUUCAAAAGUGUUCUCCCCAACCUUCAGCCAAUGGAGACACAGUUGCCAACCAAAAAGCAAAGGGAUCACAAGCCAGUGCAAUAAAACCAACAAGCAAAGGAAAAACAGGCCUCCAAAAUUGUGCUCGAAACACUCAAAAUGUUCCAAUCAAAACAGGAUUUUUUCAUUUCAAGCUUGAAACAGGCCCUUUAUUUUAAGGGCAUUCCGUUCGGAGCUUGAAACGCUCAGAACAGUUCAUUUUCAAGCUCAAAACAUUUUCCAUAUCCCUACCCAAGUAAACAAUUCCCAUGCAGUUGGAAGAAUAUCUAAAAGGCAUCUAUGACAGAAUGGAUUCUAGGCCCAUUUGGCUUCUUUAGAAUUCAUCAAUUUGUCCAGGAAUAAUCAUAACACCUAGUUUGGUUAAAAAGCAGGUACAGGAUUUGUGCCCUUGAUAGUUCAUAUGUAAGCUUGGCAGAACUAGAUUAUUGUUGUGAACAAGUGCAGAUUCCUUUAUCCAACAUAGCUGGAGGACAUGUUUCCUGUUUAAUAAAACUGUGUUUUGUUGA
This is a messenger RNA of Hemicordylus capensis (graceful crag lizard), 6393 nucleotides long. It is a transcript of the gene HTR4, whose product is annotated as 5-hydroxytryptamine receptor 4. Bases 1138 to 2412 code for a protein of 424 amino acids. The transcript is spliced from 7 exons. Gene Ontology annotation, molecular function: G protein-coupled serotonin receptor activity. Gene Ontology annotation, cellular component: plasma membrane. Lineage: Eukaryota; Metazoa; Chordata; Lepidosauria; Squamata; Cordylidae. Gene Ontology annotation, biological process: regulation of appetite; chemical synaptic transmission; adenylate cyclase-activating adrenergic receptor signaling pathway. The record is from RefSeq and is a predicted model, not a curated record.